Olea europaea var. sylvestris is the source of this 2649-nucleotide messenger RNA. RefSeq lists its product as uncharacterized. The coding region runs from base 585 to 2399 and encodes 604 amino acids. The transcript is spliced from 9 exons. The record is from RefSeq and is a predicted model, not a curated record. NCBI's taxonomy places the organism in Eukaryota, Viridiplantae, Streptophyta, Magnoliopsida, Lamiales, Oleaceae.
CCGUUGCAAAGCAUGUUGUGUUGCAGUUGGCACUUUUUUUGGAUAUUUUAUUCAUUUUUUAUGAUUUGAACUGUAUGGAUCUUUGUGAAGCUUUUUCUCUCUCUACAAACACGGCUACGCAAAGACAAAAUGUGCAUGUACGGAGAAUCCCACUCUCCCUCUCUCUCGGCUGUGGAGGGUUGAGGGUGAAAUGAGUUUCAUGAAUGGACUCUCUCUGGGGUUGUGACGGGUUUAGUGAAUGGGGUUUUCUAUUUUAAUUAUAUAUCAGUACUUUUUUUUUUCUUUUCAAGUUCUUGGACCUAGCACUAAAAGUUACGUGGCUCUGCACAAAUACUUUUAUGUUUCGUGUGAGAGAAAUUGAAGAUUUUAAUCAAAUAAUGAUAUAACGGGUGAUUUUUGUUUAGAUUCUGUAUACAUUUCUCGAUCUUCACGUUGAGAAACGCAAAUGGUAAAAUGGCGUUGCUUGCCAAAAAAUGAUGAAACUUUAGCUGGAUGGAUGUUGCUAUAUAUGUGGUGAUAUUGGCUUUGCUGAGGCAUUAGUUACUUGCUCUCAUUGUAAAGAAAUUAAUGAGCAUUUGUAUUGCAUGCAAAUGUAUUUUGAGAAGUACCCGACAGAAUGGUAUUGCGACGAAUGUGAGCAUAGAGCUGUAUCAGUUUCCACAGCAUCUUGUCCAAGGGGAGACUUACCGAGAGGGUCAAAGUUAAUAAACUUUGGGACAGUGCGCCAUGAUGCUACCCCUUCUUUGACGAGUAGAAAAUUAUCAAAUGAAACAAGACAGGGUUCUGUUAACUUGGAAAAGAAGGUAGCAACUAGGAGUACAAAAUAUAUCCCUGUUACAGAGGCCAUAAAGCUCUCGUCAGGAGCCCCAAAAAGUCUGUCCCCUAAGAAGGUCACUCGUCACACAAUCCCUCCACAACUCAAGACUGAGGUGAAUUUACUUGGGAGAACUUCUAUCAAGCCCCAAACGAUACCCGUGAAGUUCUCUGCGUAUCUGGAUAAAGCAAAGUUUGCUUCAGGUCCUUCACAGAAGUUAAAGCCUCAAAAACAUGGCAAUGUUGAGAUCUCUUGGCGACAGCAGCAGUCUAAAGAACUCAGAGUGCUAAGAUCAGUGAAUGUCAUUCAAGCUGCUCCAACUCCUAUUCAUGAACAUGUUCAGAAGGAACGGACUGCAGAAAUCGUAAAUGCAAUCAAGAAACUCUCACCUACAUCUUUACCAUCAGCGUCUCGCCCAGUAGUUAUCUCAGGAAGUGAUGGUUGUCCUAAUGUGGAGCCAGGGAUUUCUAAUGCUGAGAAUGUGAAUGAUAGUAUUCUGCCAGAUGUAGAACCGAGGACUUCUGAUGAUGAGAAUGCUAACAAUGGUAUUCGGCCUGAUGUGGAGCCAAAAAUUUCUAAUACUUCAAAGGUGUUACCCAAUGUAGAGCCAAGGAUGACGAAUGCUGAGAACGUGAACAGUAGUAUUCUGCACUUUGUGGAGCCAAGGACUUCUAAUGCUGAGAACCUGAAUAGUAGUAUUCUGCCCUAUGCAGAACCAAGGACUUCUAGUGCUGCAAACGUGAACAAUAUUCUUCCCUAUGUAGAGCCAAGGGCUUCUACUGUUGACAACAUGAAUAAUAGUAUUCUGCCUUAUGUGGAGGUAUCUACAAGUAAUCCUGCUAUACGUACCGUGUGGAUGGGAAGCUUCAGUAUUCAUAAUGGUUUUAGACACUGGACACUCAGUGAUCCAAUCCAAGCCCAUCCUCCUGGAAAAGUUCAUAGAAAGGUCUAUGAAUUCUCAAUGCUAUUGCCCGAAGUUCUUCAUUUUGAGUUAUUCCCUUGUAGAGAACUCUGGAUGAACUUAUUUCAGGCAUAUUGUCCGGAUGGGAAAAACAUUGGGCUUUACUUCUUUCCAAGCAACAGUGAAAGAUCUAAGGAUUACUUUUCCUUGCUGGUGUCUAUGAUUGAGAAAGACUUGGCCUUGAGGAAACAGAUUGCUGACGUUGAACUGCUGUUAUUUGCUUCCACUCGCCUGAGCCUGGAUUGUCAACGAUGGAAAGGGAAUUACUUCAUUUGGGGAUUCUUCCGUCGUGAAAAACGAGAUGACACUGCAUGCCAAGAUAGAUCCCUUACUUUGGAUGAAAGACCUUCAGAUGAUGUGUGUGGAAGUUUUGAUGGGGACAAUAAUGAGGUGAUUGACAUGGAAAUAGACAUGAUUGGUGGAAAAGAUGUAGGACAAACAGAUAUUUUUGUUCGUAGAGGGGAACAAGGAGGCUCUAGCAAAGAAUCUACUACUGCCGCCUCACAUGUGGAUUCUAUAAAAGGAGGUCCUGCAUUUGAUGUCAAAAGCGUGAAACUAGAGGACUAUCCCCCGGGAUUUGCACAGGCAUACUUGCAGAGAGUCUGGAGCUCCCGUGCUCAUUGAAGAAUGUCGCUGCCGAUGCAGUAUUAGACUCUGAUAAAUUAGAUUGUAGCUCGUCCAUGGCCUAUUAUGACAAAAGGUGAAGUGAGUUGAUAUGGCCUUGGCUUGUGUUUUGAUGUUAGAUUUAGACAUGGAAAUUAACAGAACCAUUUUCUUAGCCGAUUUACAGGUGGUUUUUAACAUUUAAAAAAUUACUUGGGACAAUGUAUGUUUUGUAUAUAGAACUGAGAAUUCUUAAUAUUGUUAAGUUGGA